CUCUCUGGCCACAGCUGGACCACAAGGUCCCAAAUCUCCGGUUGGUCCUAGAGCUGCAGGAUUAAGCACUGGGUCUUCUCACUGGUCAUAGAGCGGGUUUCAAGACUCGGUCUUUGCAAGAUGUCUCCGACUAACGUCAUUCAUCAGUCUUCUUCAGGAGGAGCGGAUCUCAGUCCAAUCGAGCAUCUGUGGGAUGUGUUGGACAAACAAGUCGGAUCCAUGGAGGCCCCACCUCACAACUUACAGGACUUAAAGGAUCUGCUGCUAACGUGUUUGUACCAGAUACCACAGCCCCCCUUCAGAGGUCUAUUGGAGUCCAUGCCUUGACAGAAUGCAGAUGUCCAUUAGAGUCUGAGCUGCGAUCAGUGCUGCAGCAAAGGAUUAUGGUCCUGGACGGUGGUAUGGGGACAAUGAUCCAGCAGCAUAAGCUUGAAGAGGAAGAUUUCAGGGGGGACGAGUUUAAAGACCACCCUCUCCCACUGAAGGGCAACAACGACCUUCUGAGUAUCACACAGCCCGAUGUCAUUUACAAAAUACACAAGGAGUAUCUGCUGGCUGGUGCUGACAUCAUAGAAACCAACACAUUCAGCAGCACCUCCACCGCCCAGGCAGACUAUGGACUGGAGCACUUGGCUUAUCGCCUCAACAGGGCAUCGGUGGCGCUGGCGAGAAAGGCAGCCGACGAUGUCACCAAACAAACUGGUUGUAAACGCUAUGUGGCCGGGGCAGUGGGUCCCACCAACAGAACCCUGUCUGUAUCCCCGUCUGUGGAGAGACCUGACUUCAGAAACAUCACAUUUGAUGCACUUGUAGAGGCCUACUCAGAACAGGUCAGAGGUUUAUUAGAUGGAGGCGCAGACAUCCUUCUGGUUGAAACCAUCUUUGACACUGCCAACGCUAAGGCUGCCUUAUUUGCCAUUGACCUGCUGUUUGAAAAGGGCAAUGAAAGAAGACCUAUAUUUAUCUCAGGAACCAUCGUUGACCGGAGCGGACGGACUCUGUCCGGUCAGACAGGAGAAGCCUUUGUAGUGAGUGUAUCCCAUGUUAAACCUCUAUGUAUUGGUCUGAAUUGUGCCUUGGGGGCGAUAGAGAUGAGGCCGUUCAUUGAGGCUAUAGGAAAAAGCACCACAGCUUUUGUUAUCUGUUAUCCCAAUGCAGGUCUUCCAAACACGUUUGGAGAGUAUGACGAAACUCCACAAGUAACAGCUUCUAAUUUGAAGGAGUUUGCUAUGGAUGGACUAGUGAAUAUUGUGGGAGGCUGUUGUGGGACCACUCCAGGACACAUCAGAGCCAUAUCUAAAGCAGUCAAACAUUGCCAGCCAAGGGUUCCUGCUACUGAUGUUUAUCAAGACUACUUGCUGCUGUCAGGUCUAGAGCCAUUCAAGAUUGGCCCUUACACCAACUUUGUUAACAUUGGUGAGCGCUGCAACGUGGCUGGGUCACGCAAGUUUGCCAAGCUGAUCAUGGCAGGAAACUAUGAGGAGGCUCUAAGCAUUGCUAAGGCCCAGGUGGAGAUGGGGGCCCAGGUCCUGGACAUAAACAUGGAUGAGGGGAUGCUGGAGGGGCCAACAGCUAUGGCCCGAUUUUGUAACUUAAUUGCUUCUGAACCAGACAUUGCACGGGUUCCUCUGUGUAUUGACUCUUCCAACUUCUCAGUGAUUGAGGCCGGGUUGAAAUGCUGUCAGGGGAAGGGUAUAGUCAACAGUAUCAGUCUCAAGGAAGGAGAGGAGGAGUUCUUGCUCAGAGCUGCCACUGUGAAGCGCUACGGAGCAGCUGUGGUGGUCAUGGCCUUUGAUGAAGAGGGACAGGCCACAGAUACAGACCGUAAAGUGGAGAUCUGCACUCGGGCCUACAAACUGCUGGUCAGCAAAGUGGGAUUUGACCCAAACAACAUCAUCUUUGACCCCAACAUCCUCACCAUUGGUACAGGCAUGGAGGAACACAAUGAGUACGCUGUCAACUUCAUCAGAGCCACCAAACUUAUCAAGGAGACAUUACCAAGCGCCAGGGUGAGUGGAGGUCUAUCCAACCUUUCUUUCUCCUUCAGAGGGAUGGAGACCAUCAGAGAAGCUAUGCACGGAGCAUUUCUCUACCACGCUAUCAAGGAUGGUAUGGAUAUGGGGAUAGUGAAUGCUGGGAACCUGCCAGUCUAUGACAACAUAGAUAAACAGCUGCUGUUACUGUGUGAAAACCUCAUCUGGAACAGAGACCCAGAUGCUACUGAAAAACUACUGGCCUAUGCACAGAACAAUGUGAAAGGAGAGAAGAAGGUGGUUCAGACAGAUGAGUGGAGAGAAGGAAGUGUAGAGGACAGGUUGGAGUAUGCACUCAUUAAGGGAAUAGAUAAGUAUGUGGUGGAGGAUGUGGAGGAGUGUCGGGCUCAAGUUGAACGCUACACUCGACCCCUUCACAUCAUUGAGGGCCCCCUGAUGAAUGGUAUGAAGGUAGUGGGAGAUCUCUUUGGAACUGGGAAGAUGUUCCUACCACAGGUGAUCAAGUCAGCUCGUGUUAUGAAGAAGGCGGUGGGCUAUCUGAUUCCUUUCAUGGAGAAGGAGCGGGAGAUGAUGGCAUUAUCGGGGUCAACUGAGGAUGUGGAUCCUUAUCAGGGCACCAUAGUUCUGGCUACAGUGAAGGGAGAUGUCCAUGAUAUUGGAAAGAACAUUGUAGGUGUAGUGCUGGGUUGCAACAACUUCAGAGUAAUCGACCUUGGAGUGAUGGUUCCCUGUGAUAAGAUCCUCAGAGAGGCCACCAGACAGAAAGCAGAUAUCAUUGGUUUGUCUGGUCUCAUCACCCCUUCCCUGGAUGAGAUGAUCUAUGUAGCCAAAGAGAUGGAGAGACUGCAAAUUACAACACCACUGCUGAUUGGAGGAGCCACCACAUCAAAGACACAUACAGCAGUGAAGAUCGCCCCUCGCUACAGUUCUCCUGUUAUCCAUGUUCUGGACGCCUCUAGGAGCGUGGUGGUGUGCUCACAGCUCCUGGAUGCGGCAAUGAGGGAAGAGUACUUUGAGGACCUGAAAGAGGAGUAUGAGGAGAUCAGGCAGGAGCACUACGACUCCCUGAAGGAUCGUCGGUAUCUGUCACUUUUCCAGGCCAGAGAAAAGGCUUUACAUAUAGACUGGCUCUCUAUGCCCAGGCCAGUGCGUCCUCAGUUCCUGGGCACCCGUGUGUUUGAGUGGUACGACCUGAACAGUCUGGUGGACUUCAUCGACUGGAAGCCUUUCUUUGAUGUGUGGCAGCUGAGAGGAAAAUAUCCCAACAGAGGUUACCCCAAGAUCUUUAAUGACAAGACUAUUGGUUCGGAGGCUCGGCGAGUCUUUCAUGAUGCCCAGCAGCUGCUCAAUCAGAUGAUUGACAAUGGCAGUCUGAAGGGGCGGGGCCUGGUGGGGUUCUGGCGUGCCCAGAGUGACGGUGAUGACAUUAGUGUGUACAAAGACAAUGUCAUGGUGCACAGAGGCACCAAGCCUAUCGCCACAUUCUAUGGUUUACGGCAACAGGUGGAGAAGGAGAGCUCCAGUUCAGAGCCCUACCUGUGUAUCUCUGACUUUGUUGCCCCUGUAGACAGUGGCGUGGCAGAUUACAUAGGUGUGUUUGCUGUGGGUGUGUUUGGAGCUGAGGAGCUGAGUCAGCGGUUCCAGGCUCAGGGAGAUGACUACAGCAGCAUCAUGGUCAAAGCGCUGGCUGACCGACUGGCUGAGGCCUUUGCUGAGGAGCUCCAUGCUUGUGUGCGUAAGGAGCUGUGGGGCUACAGCUCUGAUGAGGCUCUGCAGGCCUCAGACCUCCACAGAAUUCGAUAUCAGGGCAUCAGACCUGCAGCUGGCUACCCUAGCCAGCCGGACCACACAGAGAAGACCACCAUGUGGAGCCUGGCUGGGAUCCAGGAGAAGACUGGUAUUGGUCUGACAGAGUCCCUGGCCAUGACGCCUGCUGCCUCAGUGUCUGGACUUUACUUCUCCAACCUUCAGGCCUCAUAUUUCGCUGUGGGAAAGAUCACCAAGGAGCAGGUGGAGGACUAUUCCAGGAGGAAGGAGAUGAGUGUGGAAGAGGUGGAGAGAUGGCUGGCUCCCAUACUGGGUUAUGACAGUGAGGCAUAGAGGGUGACCGUUCCAGCAGUAAACUGGACCACAGAGGGAUCAGCACAGGCCACAACGGGCACAGAAUCAGGUUUACAGUCCAAUCAUUCUGGACCAUCCACUGUGGCUGCUUACACUGACAGGCAAACUUUGUGCAUCAGUGUUGAUGUUUCCUUAAAGAGAUAGUUGAACAUAUUGGAAAUUUGCAUUCUUUCUUAGAAUGAAAUGAGGAGUUUAAUAGAAGUCUAAUUUCUGUGUGUACAGAGCUGGGGACAGGAUGUGCUUAGCUUAGCCUAGCUUAACAUACAGACUGGAAGCAGGGGGAAGCAGCUAGCCUGUCUCAGCCAAAGUUAAAAAACACACCUACCAACGGCUCUAAAGCUCACUGAUUAACAUGCUGUAUGUUUAUCCAUCAAAACUACUACUACUACAGGCAGAGAUGCUACACAGAUGUACUACCAAUGAACACCCUUUGGUACCAUUGUGCUUGUACAGAGACCAAAACUAAACUUGGCAACAUCACUAUGACAACCAUUGACAUAUGUAAAGAUGGAAGUUGCAUCUCCACUUCCUCGUACUUUCCAAAAAAAACUGCAAUAUUGAAGUCCUGCCCAUACCCCUAGCUGACUCAAUCACAAGCAGGGCUCAGGUGUCAGUCAUCAUAACCCUUUUUAUAGCUUCAAAUAACGAAUUGAAUGUAUCAGAAAAAUAAACACUUGAACAUAUAUUGGCAUGAUAAGAACUACCUAAAAUGACAGAAACCAUCUUUUAAAGAGAAUAAUUUGACGUGUAGUAUUAGUUUGGCCUAUGUCCCAUGUGCUAACAUGGAGGCAGUGGGCUUCAUGACCUAUACUGCAGUCAGCCACUAGAGGGCGAUUGAGAUGUUUUAGCUUCACUUCUGCAGAGCUGUCAUGUCUCCAUCUUUAUAUGUGCCCAUGGUGACUCUAUGAACAGUCACUGUGCCUUCCUGACACUUUAGCUUCAGGAAGUUGGUGGGUGAAUUUUGUAAAGAAUCACCUGGCUCUUUACACCUGCUUAACAUAUUUAUGCUAUGCUAGGCUAACCACAUCUCUCCAGCUCUGUACUGAUAUGAAGUCGAUCUUUCCAUCUCACUCUGGGACAGAAUCAUUGAUUUUCCAAUCAAAAAGUACUUAGGUUAACGGCCCAAAGUAUAAAUACAACUUCCUUUAUAUCUUCAAUUCACACAGAAUCCAAUUUCAAAUAAGUUUUAGAUUUGUAUGUGGAAGUGAAUUUUUAGGCGUUUGCAAGCAAAUGUAUUUAUUUCAGUUUUUAAUCAUUAUUAUGUGAAAUUACAAUUUUACUGUUCUUGUGUAAAUACAUAUUCAAAAUCUCAAUUAUAUUUGCAUGGACACUGGAGUGUACUAGCUUGAUUGUUCACACAUUUACAGUGGUAAUGAUGAUUACUUAAAGCCACAUUUAAAAAGUAAAAAUUCGAGUAAGUGAUGCAAUUAAAAAAUAUUCAUAAAGUUAAAUAUACAAUUGAGUCUUCCUAUAGUAUUAUAUUCCAUUUUGUAGCUCUCGGUGCACUUUACAUUGUGGAUUUCAGGUUAAGCAAUGCGGCUAGUGUGCCACCCUAGAAAUAUUGUGGUUAAAUUCACACUGCAGUAACAGGAGCUCCGAUUGACUGUCAUUUUCAGAGUUCCUGUGUCUAAAGUCACUCAUCUGUGGAUUUAGUUUAUGGUGUUGCACAUAGCUGCAUUGCUUUUAAACUAGAGUGCAAAAGAAACACAGUAUAGGCACUAAGGCAGGAGACCAUUCAUUUUAUGAGCUUUUUAAAAAGCAAGUUAACACAGGUGCAACAAAGCACAAUCUAACCACAUUCAUCAGUGAUGCAGGCUGAUGUCAGAGGUGAAUUCUACAUACAUUUGAACCUCCAACUAACACUCAAUUAAUUCAACCUCUUACCAGAGAUUUCUUGUUUCACCUCAGUGCAGUAUGCUGUGUAACUUCAACAAGAGAUUAGUUAAUUGUGAUUUGACUGGUUAGCAAUACUUGCGCAUUUUCAUUCAUUUUAUCAUUUCUGAGGGGAAUUUGGAAGCUGAGGUUUGGUAAAUGCUUAUCUUCCAAAUGUCACUGCAGUGAAACAGAGUAGUGACACAGUAUUUGUAUUCAAUUGUUUAAAAAGUAUUCAGUCAUAAUUUCUACAUUGUGUACUUGAGCAGUAAUGACAACUCAACACAAUCCAAAACAACUUGAAGAAUUAUUAUACGCAGGAAAACCUACAGUACCGCCAAAUAUAAUAGGUCCAGUGUGUAUCAUUUAGGAGCACCUAUUGGCAGAAAUGAUAUAUAUGGUUCAAACGGUAUGUUUUCAUUAGCGCAGGGGUCAGCAACCUUUUCCAUCAAAAGAGCCAAAAGAGAAAAUUAGCCUUAUUGCUCAUUUCUUGACACAGAUCAAGCAUAGUGGUAAGCCAGCAGCGUUUAUUGUGGAAGCAAUCAAAUGUCCACAUACUAUUCUGCCCUACAAAGCCAAACCGCUGUAACAAUGAUUGUGUUUAAAAUGAGUUCAAUCUUUACAAUCUUAAACCGUAAAUUGUUACAAUGCAUUUUAAGUCAUAAUUUAUGUAACUUCAACUUGUAAUCUAUACAAAAAACAUUACAACAAUUUUAACAUUUAAUAACAGAUUUGAUUGAUAUUUACAAAUCUAAUUCUAAAACCAAGUGUACAUACAUUUUACAGUUAAGUAAACAAGUCAAGUCAUCUUAAUAGGUUAAACACCUCAAAUUAACAUUUGAGGAUUGCUUGAAUUGCUUCUUAAUUACUCAUCUGUUUUAACUUUCUAAACAUGCAAACAGUAAGAAAUACAGAUUUAAGGUAUUAAGGGAAAAAAAGGAGGACGACACCAAAACUGUCUUUGUAUUACCAUAAACAGAAGGCAGAGUACAGUAAUUACAGAGUGCACUAGCUGCAUUUUUGGGGUCAUAGGUCCAAUAAUUGGUCUCAGUUUUAAAGUCAUGAAAAUGACUUAAAGAAUGAAGAAUUUCAAAUGAAUAAAGUGGUAAAUUGGGUUAACCUUUUGAAACAUCUGUGCUUAUCAGGCUUUCGAUUCUCUCCGAGUGAUAAAAAGGUACGGCUAGUUCUCUAUCAACAUCCGCAUAGUGUUGGCAUUUUAUCAUUGUUGUAUUGUCUGAGUACUAUACAACAUAUCUACUCAUUAUAUGAUCCCCCACAGGUCAGGUAACAGCUAGGUUAAAACUAAAAUAAAGUGCAUUUGAUAUGUGUCUUAAAAGCCCUGAAGUACAGCAGUGGCUUAUCUCAGUUUGUAUGAAACAUUGAUACUUUCUUAUUCUGUUUUACUUCUACUCAUACAUUGAAGUUGUGGAUAAAUCCUAGCGGCACUGUAAAGCAGGUGUGAUGGAACAGUGUUAUUUUGUUAAAAAUAAAUAAUUACAACAUUUUCUGUUA
Messenger RNA from Dicentrarchus labrax (European seabass), 7499 nucleotides. RefSeq names its product 5-methyltetrahydrofolate-homocysteine methyltransferase (gene mtr). Gene Ontology annotation, biological process: pteridine-containing compound metabolic process. The transcript has 34 exons. Bases 384 to 4094 code for a protein of 1236 amino acids. Lineage: Eukaryota; Metazoa; Chordata; Actinopteri; Moronidae. Gene Ontology annotation, molecular function: methionine synthase activity; cobalamin binding; zinc ion binding. The record is from RefSeq and is a predicted model, not a curated record.